GUCAAAGGUAAUUUUGUACGUCGGCGUGGUGGUUUGGCGCCAGCGAUUUCGCGGGGUAACAGCACAAGGAAAAGCGCAACAGGACAAGGAAGCUAGAAUAUCGAACAGGAAAACAGCAGUGCAGCGUUACAAACAUCACGAAUGAAGCGGACGGCCGCUGUUUGCGGGCUUUAAUGGUGUGUCUGUGUCAUCUCUGCUGCUUGCAUUUCGUCCUGAACUCCGAGCUCUGGAUACAGUGGAGGGUGAACGCAGCUUUACAUAAAUCUUUCUGAGGCCUUGAGGAGGUGAGUAAUAAUGAUGGCGACGGCAGGGCCUCCAAGCAGCUCCAGCUUCCUUCCCCUGCUAGAGUCUCUGGAGGACAGUGCUGCUGGACAGUCUGAGCAGACAGAUGCCUACCUCACCAUUGCCAAUCGACUCAGUGGAGAGGAAGGCCGACAGUUCCUCCCUGCAGUUGAAAAGCACUUUUCUCGGUUGGGUAAAGUCACUUUGGCUCAUAUAACCAGUCCCAAUGCAGAACUGAGCCAAGCUGCCUUGCAAGCUUUAGGGUUUUGUCUGUAUCAUUCUCGCCUUGUCUCUGGAGUGCCUGAAACCUUUGCAGCAGAAAUACUAUCAGCACUUUGCUCCCUGGUGGUGAAGGCCACAGAUAAGAACACCUGCACCAGAGCGUUAUGGGUUAUCUCCAAACAGAGCUUUCCUCCAGAUGUGGUAGCCAAAAAAGUGCCAUCUAUACUGGGCACACUGGAGAGUGUGUGGAACAGAGAGGACAUCCAGUCUGUGGUAAUGGAACAUGAGGCCUUGAAUGUGGUCAUCAGGAUGCUGGAGCAAGUGCCGACUCAGAUGGGUGAUGGAGCAGUGCGGUGGGCAAAGCUUGUCAUCCCACUGGUGGUCCACUCUGCAUCCAAGGUACGUCUACGGGCCGCAGCAGCCAUGGAAUUGGGCAUGCCGCUUCUCUUGGAAAAACAGAUGGAGGUGGCUGCCAUCAUUGAACCCAUGAUGUCCUCAAAACUGAUCCCAGAGCUCCAGAAGCUUUUCAUGUCCAAGAAUGAAACCAACGUCCUGAAGCUUUGGCCCUUGUUUGUGAAACUGCUUGGGAAGUUGCUGCACAGGGGAGGUCCCUUCAUCAACUCUCUGCUGCAUCUUGAGGAACUUGGUUUCCGCAGCUCCUCUCCUACCAUCAAGAAGAUUGCCUUUAUUGCCUGGAAGAGCCUCAUAGAUAAUUUUGCCCUAAAUCCAGACAUCCUGUGCAGUGCCAAACGUAUGAAGCUCCUGAUGCAGCCCCUCAUGUCCAUCAAUGUCAGGACAGAAGCCCUGCUGCUCACCAAGGUGGAGGUCUGGUGGUACCUGGUGGUCCAACUCGGGCCCAACCUGUCAUCCAACUUUGAUCAGGUUUCUGUUCCUUUGCUGCAGUGCACCAUUGGUUCUGACUCCUCCUCCGUCCCAGGCACCCCUUCAAGAACUACCAGUCAAAAUGGUGCUGCUACACCUUCCACUCCCAAGACCGGCACUCCAGCCUUCAGCAACCCAGCCAAUACGUCUCGGAUGAGCCUGAACUCCAGUGUCCAGGUGCCCACCACCUUCUCCUCCAUCCAGCUGCUGGGCCUGGAGAUGUUGCUUCACUACUUUCUAGGACCAGAGAUUAUUGCUUUAGCAGCAAAGAACAAACUCAUCUUGAGUCUUGAGCCCUUGAACCACCCACUCCUUUCUGGAGCUUCGUCUUUCUCUAAACAUGCCGCUGUCCUCACCUCCAACAUCAGAGACGGGUUCAUCAACAUUGGCAAAGAUGCUCCAGAAUCUCUUUUGGCUGUCAUAUGGACAAGCCUUGUCCGGUUUGUUAACUCAACUAUAGAGUCUGCAGGCAGUAAGAAGGAUCGUCACGGCUGUGAAGUUCUGACUGUGAUGCUUCAGGCUCUGCAGAGCAUCGUCACCUCAGAAGCUGUGCCUGCAGACAAAGUCCUGAUGCUGUUUGAGGCCACAGUGAAAGGUAUUCCUCAGAGAGUUCUUGGCUCUGCCUCCUAUCAAGUGGGCAAGAUGGAUGUGCUGAAUGGAACACCGGCUCUGUACCUUAUUCUUCUGCUCUACAACAGCAGUAUGCUCUCAGCUUACAUUGAGGACGAGAGGUUUUAUCAGUGCCUUGAAACGUUGGUGAGCUGCGGUUUGUCAGGCCCCACGUCCUCUCUGGCGUUCGGGGAGGCGGUGCUGGCGGCCAUCGGGCGCAGUGCUGCAUCUCUGCAGAACAAGGAGCAGCUGUGGAGGAUGUGGAGCGUGGUGGUCAGCCCGCUUACUGACACCAUCACACAGUCUAAUGAAGUUAACCAAGGUGACGCUCUGGAGCACAACUUCAGUGCUACGCAUUCUGCCUUGUUGUUCCCCAUUACACACCUACUACAUGGUGCACCACUACAGCAGGCAACCCAGAAGUCAAUGCUGUCCAUGUGGUCCAAGCUGUACAAAGUGUUUGCUCGCUGCUCUGCCCUUGUGGUCACGGCUGAGGAGAACAUCUGCUGCGAGGAGCUCUGUGCAAAGAUGAUGGCUGCAGUAGACAGGGAGGCACUGAUGGUUCCUUCAACAUUAAACGCUGUUGCCAGUAUCCUCCAAGUCAUGGUCGAGUGUGUGGACUUCUCACCGUACACUCCUCAGUUUCAGCAAAAGCUGAAGUCUCCUCGCACUCCAGUGAACUGGAUGAAAAAGAGAAAUAAGGUUCUGGGGAAUCUGUCCACCUUCCAGUCCCUGAUGGUACAGUGUCUAGAGGUUUAUUUGAAGGACUCUGAGGCUUCCUCUGAAGCCACAGGAUUGGCCUUGGUUUCCAUCCUGUCUGUCCUCUUCACUAACCUCACUCUUGCCAACACUGUCACGGAAGCUCUGACUUCUCUUAUUCAACUGCUUAUUCUUUUCUACAAACAAACAGCCAACGAACCGCCAAAAUUCUCCUCGCAGCUUGUGGGAAAGUUGGAGAAGCUUCUCAGCGAGGUUUUUGCCUGCCUGCAGACCUGCACUGCUAUGGCAUACGACGAUGAACUCCUGGCGCUGCUCUCUCCUCUGCUUUGUGUGCUGUUCCCUCACAAACACAAGCAGCUCCGCACCUCAGCCACCCAGUUCUGGAAUUCCACCUUCGCCAACUCAGUCAGCCUCACUUACCCUGAUGAGAUCAGACCAAUAUUGAGCCAAGUGAAGCAAAAGACCCCAAUCAUUCUUCCUGGCUUUGAGGUUGUCAGUGUUCCUGAUGAGCUCAGUGGACAGUAUUCAAGUGAAAGCUCCGAGUUGGAGACGAAGCUCAGUGGGAUGCCUUUAUCAUCUGUGGGGAAGAGGGACUCAUUGCUGGGAAAGGCUACUGACCUGAAGGACAAGAGCUCCACUAAAACCUCCAAGCCGGUUUCUACAAAGCUGGACUUUGGCUCUCCCAAGCCUCCUCGCAGAGAGGCUUUGGAGGAAGAGGCCUCCAUUGACUUUGUCUUCAUUCCUCCUGAGACAAAGGAGCGAGUUCUGACGGAGCACCAGAAGGAGGUGAAGAGGACUAAAAGGGUUGACAUCCCUGCCAUGUACAACAACCUUGAUGCUUCUCUGGAUACAACGGUUUUCACACAGUACACACAGACCCAAGAAGACUCUUUGGACAAGCUGCCAGCUGAACAAGUUGACAAGGUUACUGAAGAGACUCCUGACAAGGUUCCUCCGGAAGAUGUGGAAAAUGACAAAGAUACUGAAGUUCUAACAAAAGAGACUCAAGACUAUGCUAGCCCAGAAGCAGUAGAAAACAUGAGAGAAAACCAAGAGCAUGAAAAGGUGAUCCCUGAGUUGGCAGAUGUUUCUAUGGAGGACGAUGCCAGGAGUGACGACAGAACAGACGACUUGGACAUACAGACUAAAGAAGGCGCAAGUCCCAACAACUCUGGCUCUUCAGAUUUGAUCUCAGGGACUCCUCAGAAACCAAACAGUCGUCGCCAGUCCUUUAUCACUCUGGAAAAGUAUGCUGAAGGAAAAUCUGUCAGCCCAAACAUUUCAUCCACAUUCACAGGUCCCCUCGUAAAGACCUCCAGUAGCCAAGAACACUCUAAAAACAACAAAACCUAUUCUUCUCCGGCUUCCCAGACUUCCGCUGGUCCAAGCUCUCAGGAUUCCCAGUCCACUCAGACCAGAAAAAUUAACUCCCAGCGUCCUGUGGAAAAUACCCCUGAGUCUCCUCUAAGGCCAAAAGACUCUGGGACAAAAUGUGAGCCAGUAAGGCUCACUGAGAGAAUGUCCAGUGACACAACAGAGGACGAAGAUUUUAUCCCAGACACCCAGGGUAAAGUGGAGGGAAAAGAGAGUACAAAAGUGGCUUCCACAUUAGAGGAAAUGAAACCACAAACCCAGGAAGAGGAAUCUGAACUGAUGGAUGAUUCUCAAUCCUCUGAGACCCAGACUUCUCCAGGUGAACCCAGACGUUCUGGACGACAUAGAGUCAGACCUCAGCUGCCUGGAGAGAACCAUGAAGAACGGGAAGAGAAAUACAAGCAAUUUAGACGGAGACGUUCUGGAGAGGAACCUCAGAGUGAUUCUUCACAGUCAAACAGUACAGUACAAAGCAUAAGAAAAACAAGAAGUAAGCAGGCUGCUGAGGAGGACAGUGGCAGGGACCGAUUACGUACAAGGACUCAGAGGGACACGGUUGAGUCAAGCCAAAGCAACUCUCAGGGAAGAGUUCACAAGAAGAUCAGACUGUACAGCAAUUCAGAGGACUUGCUCAGUAAACCUGAACCUAAAAGGAGGAGCACCAGAGAGCGCGAGUCCAGCCAAACUGACUCGCAGUCAGAAACACAGUCUGAUUACGGAAGCCAGUCGCAAGGUAGGUACAGAAAGCGGAGCAAAUCUCUGGACACCAAGGAAGAGGGUGGAAUGAAGAACAAGGUUUUGCAUGAUAAAGAAUCCAGCCAGAAUGCCACAAUUGAGCCCUUAGAACAGACCGAAAAGGAUGAUAAUAAACCAAAGAAAGAUUCUCAAAGCAUCACUCCUUCCCCUCAAACUAGUAGCAAAUCCCAGGAGACUGAGCUUGUAGAACGACUGGAAAGGGACAAGCCAAAGGAAGAGUCUCAAAUCGUCGCUUCCUCUCCUCAAACUGGUGGUGCCUCUGAAGAGUGUGCGCUUACCGAAAAGACCAAGAAGGUUAAAGAUUCUAAGAUGGUCACUUCUCCAACUAAUGACAAAUCCCAAGAUAGAACAAGCCCAACAAGCAAGUUGGUGAAUGAAUCGGAGGUCAAAGACAAACUCAAGACAAAAGUAGACACAGAUAACCUCACUCCAGAGGACUCUCAAGCGAUCACACUCUCACCUUCUGAUAGCCAGUCUCUGCGUAGAUCCAGAAGAAGCAAGGCAUCAUCUGAGACAGCUGAGUCUGAAGAUAAAGGUGAAACUAAGUUUUCCUCAGGAAGACAGAGUAGGUCCAAUUCCCAGGCAGCAUUGUCAGCCGUCAGCCAAGCAGAGGCCACAGUUGGAGGUAGGACUAGAAGGAGCAAGGUACAAGGGGAGCUAUCAAAGUCAAGUCCUUGUUCAACUCCAGAGAGUUCUCAGUCAUUAGAUGCUGCAGGAUCAACAGAGUCCUCCCAAGGCAGGGGCAGAUACUCAAGACGAAGAUCUUCUCAAGUGUCAUCAACCGGUACUGAGUUCUCGGAGUCUGAAUCCUUGGAGGCUAGAGAAAAUUCCCCUUUGCCCCAGAAGAGAGGGAGGAAACGUCGGACAUCUCUACUAAGUCCUCUCACCCUUGAAUCUAAAGAUGGCAAAAUUAAUAACAAUACAGUGAAGAAUGAUUCUAACACUUUACAAAAGGCAGAUGUACAAAGCAUUGAAGCUAAAACUGCCACCAGUUUAGAGGAUUCCCAGAAAACCCAAGAUUUGCAGGGUUCUGAAUCAUUGCAGGUGACAUGUAAAAUUGAAGAGCAAAGCGACAAAGCAUCGACUGAGGCAGAGGCUGAUGUUGUUGUAGAGAAAACUGACCCAGAAAACACAAACAUGAGCAAAUCAGUCAGUGCAUCACCUCUCAUGGAGCAGGAAGGACAAAAGGACUCCAACGUUGAUAAUACCUCUUUACAAGAAAGUGACACUGGGGACUUGCAAUCUGCUGAAAUGCUUGGGAUCAUUACUGAACAGACUCAGGAGAAGUCGCACUGUGACUCAUCUUUGUCAUCUGCUGUGGAUAACCUGCUGCUGCCUGAUGAGGCACGAGAGAAACUGCAGACCUCACAGUCUUCAGAGGAGAAAGAUGAAGUCCCUGAGCCUGCUAACGUUGUUCAAAAAAAACAAAAUGAUGAUUCAGAUUCAAACUGCCAAGAACAUCCAGUUGCUCCUAAGGAGGACACAGUUGAAGAGAGUCACAGUACAUCUUUUGAACAAAACCAGAUGGAUUGUCAAAAUAUCAUAGAUGAUGAUUUUUCAAAGGAGGAGGAAGUGUUUGCCGUCCAAGACAGCAAAUCACCAAACCAGCACACAGAGGCUAGUGAUGAUGUCACACCUUUACAAGAGGGAGAUGAAGAUGACAAAAACCACACUGCAAAGUGUCAAGAGGAAGAGGAAACUCAAACCACCAAAAGUGAAAACAAUUUGGAGGCUUCUUUGCCUGAUGUGUGCAAUGCUUCAGGGUUACCAGAAUCAACAAGCAAAGAUGUUGUCCAGGGUUCUCCGGUGAAGCAGAAGGACCUGGAGGCUGUAAUGGUGCCAGAUGUCGGCCAAAGCCCCAGCAGCGGCAGAACCAGAGGAACCUGGUCUCCUUCAGCCUCCCCAUCAACCAGUAUUCUUAAGAAGGGCCAGAAGAGACCUCUAGAGGAUGAGAUGCCCUCACCUCUUGUCAAAUCCAGGCGUGUGUCUUUUGCUGAUCCCAUCCAACAGCAGGAAACUGCAGAUGACAUUGAUCGCCGCAGCCCUGCAAUCAGAACCAGCUCCCCUAGAAGAUCCAAAAUCACCAGUAUCCCACAGCCUAAGUUUGUCACUACUCCAACAAAGGGCUUGCUGAUCCUGAGUCCCAGAAAUCUGCACAGUCCAGGGUACAAGAGCUCCAAGAAAUGCCUGAUUUCUGAAAUGAGCCAAGAGCCACGAGCCGUCUCCAGAGACUGCAUCUACCCUGCCCUGGUUGGCUGCUCUACACCUGUAGAAGCUGUGCUGCCUCAGAUCUCCUCCAACAUGUGGUCUCGUGGUUUUGGGCAACUUGUUCGAGCCAGAAACAUCAAAACGGUGGGCGAUCUUAGUGCUCUAACCCCCAGUGAAAUCAAGACUCUGCCAAUUCGCUCCCCAAAGAUCUCCAAUGUCAAGAAGGCACUGAAAUGCUAUGAACAACAGCGUAAAGGACGAGGUGGUGAUGAGUUGAAAAGUUUUGACGAAACGGAGAUGAUAACCUCUGAACUGGAGGAGGCAAGUGCUCCUCAAAACCAGGAUGAGGAGGAUAAGACGUCAGGCGAGACACUAGCAACAGAGCUGGUGGACGAUCCUGUUCCUGCAGAUGAGAGGCCGGAGCAAGAUGCCUCUGGGAGUCAGGCAGCUGUCACGCUGCCUGCAGAGCAGGGAUGUGUAGGGCAGCUGCACCCCGAGGGACUGCUGUCAGAGGUGGAUGCCCUGACCUGCAGGAUGACGCCAGUAGAACUGAGUUACUGCUCACCACAGCAGCUUGUUGAGAUGCAUGAGCAGUUAGGUGGCCUGAUGAGGCGCGUGGUGGUCGAGCUGCAGGCACGCCUCUGUCAGACUGAUGACAAACCCUGAAGAGACCUCAGCUUAAAAUGUAAACGCAUAAAAAGACUAACUUUCAUGGAAUCUGGAAGAAAGGAUACUAAAUUUCUGAGUUUUUGUGGAUAGAAGCGUUAAAUGAACAGAUUUUACAACAGAAGAUUUUAUGGUUUUAACUGAAAAUUCCUGGGCCUCAUCUUAAAUUCAGUUUUUCUGUUUUUUUUUUUUUUUUAAUGUUAGCAGCAGCUUUUCUCAUUUUUAGCUUGAGCUGUUGUGUAGUUUAUGAUUCUAAGAAACGCUCAAAGGGAAGCAUGGUCACACGUUUUAAGCUGUGCCAAAUGAAGAAAAUGACUUUUAAUUGCCGUAAUCUUGACAUGAGUGUUUUUCCCCCGACUGUCCUCUGUAGACUUUGCAGUAAAGGACUGGUGUAAGGCUACCAUUGCAUGCAGAUGAAAAAUCAGUUUUUCCAUCUUUGUAAAUAUAUUUUAAACUGUUUACAAAUCAACUCAUCUGUCCUUUUGUACAUUUUGUAGGAUUUCCUGGUUUGUAAACCUGUCAUUUAAAGUCUUGUAGAUGAUAAUAGACAGUCUGCACUUCUGUUUUUAUUUGUGGUUUUAAAUACUUCAAUAAAUGAUGGAACUGA
This is a messenger RNA of Scatophagus argus, 8326 nucleotides long. It is a transcript of the gene rif1, whose product is annotated as replication timing regulatory factor 1. Gene Ontology annotation, biological process: telomere maintenance. The record is from RefSeq and is a predicted model, not a curated record. Lineage: Eukaryota; Metazoa; Chordata; Actinopteri; Scatophagidae. Gene Ontology annotation, cellular component: nucleus. Bases 295 to 7719 code for a protein of 2474 amino acids. The transcript is spliced from 36 exons.